Myotis brandtii (Brandt's bat) is the source of this 1118-nucleotide messenger RNA. It is a transcript of the gene ARF5, whose product is annotated as ADP-ribosylation factor 5. Gene Ontology annotation, molecular function: GTPase activity; GTP binding. Lineage: Eukaryota; Metazoa; Chordata; Mammalia; Chiroptera; Vespertilionidae. Gene Ontology annotation, biological process: intracellular protein transport; vesicle-mediated transport. Gene Ontology annotation, cellular component: plasma membrane; cytoplasm. The transcript is spliced from 7 exons. The record is from RefSeq and is a predicted model, not a curated record. Bases 1 to 714 code for a protein of 237 amino acids.
AUGGGGCUGACGUAUGGACCCAAUUUAAGGCUUUUAGAUUUUGUCCUGGGUGGUAAUACACUAAAUUUUAAUUGCAAGAGUGGCAUCAUCAAGACUGCCGGAGCCCGGAGUGGGCUGAACGCUGCAAACCAAAGCCCUGCGGCGGCCACGGGUGAUGGAGAAGGGGGCCACCGUGCAGAGGUGAGCCGCUCGGAUGCCGGCUCAGCAGCCGCAGAUGUGACGGGCGCGCUAGAACCAGUUGGCUUGGAUGCAGCUGGCAAGACCACAAUCCUGUACAAACUGAAGUUGGGGGAGAUUGUCACCACCAUUCCCACCAUAGGCUUCAACGUGGAAACAGUGGAAUACAAGAACAUCUGUUUCACGGUCUGGGACGUGGGAGGCCAGGACAAGAUUCGGCCUCUGUGGAGGCACUACUUUCAGAACACUCAGGGUCUCAUCUUCGUGGUGGACAGUAAUGACCGGGAGCGGGUCCAGGAGUCGGCUGAUGAACUUCAGAAGAUGCUGCAGGAGGAUGAGCUGCGGGAUGCGGUGCUGCUGGUCUUUGCCAACAAGCAGGACAUGCCCAACGCCAUGCCCGUGAGCGAGCUGACCGACAAGCUGGGCCUGCAGCACUUGCGCAGUCGCACGUGGUACGUCCAGGCCACCUGUGCCACCCAAGGCACAGGCCUAUACGAUGGGCUGGACUGGCUGUCCCAUGAGCUGUCUAAGCGCUAACCAACCAGGGGCCGGCCCCUGCUGCCCGGAAGCCCCCGCGUGCAUCCCCGGGAUCACCAGACUCCCGGACUCCUCAGGCAGUGCCCUGCCCUCCUGCUCCUCCUCCCACAGACACAGGCCUCUGCUCCUGCCCCUCCUGCCUGCAUGUUCUCUCUGUUGUUGGAGCCUGGAGCCUUGCUCUCCGGGCACAGAGGGGUCCACUCUCCUGCCUGCUGGGACCUGUGGAAGGGGCUUUUAGGACCGAGACCCUUUCUUCCAGAGGAGGAGCAGGGACCUGGGUUUACUUUUGUUUGUUCCAUUUUGGGCAUACCCUUGGGGCCAGGUGGGAGGGGAGGGGGGCUCCGGGUGGUGCUAAGAUAUGGCACUGGAUAUUGAGUAAUAAAUUUGCUGUGGUUUGUACAUGA